Messenger RNA from Danio rerio (zebrafish), 2122 nucleotides. RefSeq names its product mitogen-activated protein kinase 11 (gene mapk11). NCBI's taxonomy places the organism in Eukaryota, Metazoa, Chordata, Actinopteri, Cypriniformes, Danionidae. The record is from RefSeq and is marked provisional. Gene Ontology annotation, cellular component: nucleus; cytoplasm. Gene Ontology annotation, biological process: MAPK cascade. Gene Ontology annotation, molecular function: MAP kinase activity; nucleotide binding; ATP binding.
GAAGCCGGCUGCCUCCACGCACAGGCACAUCCCUUUGGCGGAUGCGUUAGUGUUUUCCUUACACUUUUACAGUAAAGAGCGUCUUUUUAAACGGAAAACAUGGCGACAAGACCGGGAUUCUACCGGCAAGAAUUAAACAAGACUGUCUGGGAGGUGCCAGAACGAUACCAGAACCUUACACCGGUUGGAUCGGGGGCAUAUGGCUCAGUAUGCUCAGCAUAUGACGUGCGCCUUCGUCAGAAAGUGGCCGUGAAGAAGCUCUCCAGGCCUUUCCAGUCCCUCAUCCACAGCAGAAGAACAUACAGAGAACUGAGACUACUCAAACACAUGAAGCACGAGAAUGUUAUUGGACUGCUGGACGUUUUCACUCCGGCAGCUUCUCUCGAGGAAUUCAAUGAGGUCUAUCUAGUGACCAAUCUGAUGGGAGCAGAUCUUAACAACAUUGUCAAGUUUCAAAGACUUUCAGACGAACACGUACAAUUCCUCAUCUAUCAGCUUCUUCGGGGCCUUAAGUACAUCCAUUCAGCUGGACUGAUACACAGAGACUUAAAGCCAAGCAAUGUAGCCGUGAAUGAAGAUUGUGAACUUAGGAUCCUCGAUUUUGGGUUGGCCAGACAAACAGAUGAUGAGAUGACGGGCUAUGUGGCGACUCGUUGGUACAGAGCACCAGAGAUCAUGCUUAACUGGAUGCAUUACAACCAGACAGUGGAUAUCUGGUCUGUCGGAUGCAUCAUGGGUGAGCUUCUGAAGGGGAAGGUUUUGUUUCCUGGCAACGAUUAUAUAGAUCAGCUAAAGAGAAUCAUGGAGGUUGUAGGCACUCCAACCCCGGACGUAUUGAAGAAGAUAUCUUCCGAACACGCUCAGAAGUACAUCCAGUCUCUUCCGCACAUGCCGCAGCAGGACCUGGGGAAGAUAUUUAGAGGGGCAAAUCCACUGGCGGUUGAUCUGUUGAAAAAAAUGCUGGUAUUAGACUGUGAUGGACGGAUUUCCGCCAGUGAAGCGCUGUGCCAUCCAUACUUUUCCCAGUACCAUGAUCCAGAAGAUGAACCAGAGGCACCUCCAUACGAUCAGACCCCUGAGAGCAAGGAUCGCACAAUGGAGGAGUGGAAGGAGCUAGUGUUUGAGGAAGUAAGCAAUUUCAAAGAUCCUCCCAAUAAACCCGAAAGUCUUCAGGUUGAACAAUAAAACUGAGCGCAACUACAAUCCAGGACGAUAUACAGUACUGCCCUCUCCUUCUUUUGAACAUGCAAACUACAGGACUGGUGGACAUAAGAACAGACUGCAGUUCAGCCAGACGAGACGAUGACAAUGUAUUUCCAAGGCAUGACGCCCUUCCUGUAUGUGGCUGUGUGUUUGUACACUUAAGAGCAAAACAUGACUGGUAUUGUUGGACACAAUGUAUUGUAAAGUAUUACAAAGUGCAUGUCGCGUGUGUGCGUGCGUAUGCGCAGAGUUGUGUGUUUUGAGUGUUUUUAUAUUUGAUGUGAGACAGGUUGGUGAAGCAGGGUAUGGUGUCUUUCAUAUAAGACCAAAACAAACUAAUAAGCCGGAGAAGCAGGCCGAGCUGGAGAGAAAAUAUGUUUACAAUGUUGGACAGAGUGGGAUGUGUGUCUUAAAACAUUCAUAUAUGCAUCAGUGUACAAAAGUCUCUGCAUAAAAUUGAACCAGUUGCAUAAUCUGGCUUUACUCAUUUCAAAGUUCUCUGAAUAUAACAUACCUCGAAUGCAUUGUGUGUGUGUUUGUGUUUGCAGCUGAUUUGCACGUCAAGGGUGAAAAUGAAAAAAUAGAGAUCAUCCUAGAGUGCACAACACAAUCAAAUACCAAAUCUUUCAUCGCUAGUCAAAUCCUUUUUAAAAUUAAUGACUGAAAUGAACUGUUAGUGUUGAACGGGUUUACGCUGCAAUGGCAUAAACUGAACAAGCAGUAUUACAAAUGGUUUUUCUUUUCUCAGGUUAUGGACCAAUUUAUUGUAAUAUAUAUUUCCUGUCUAUUUUCUCCGGUGGUUUAAGUCAGUAUUUAUAUCUGUUUGGGUUAAUCUCACAAAUCUAAACUGUCAAGAACAUGUUGGAUCAUCUUUCACCACAAAAUUUUAAAGGAAAUAAUAAAAUUUGCAUGAAGAACA